CGCAGCGAACUGUUUUACAUUAUUAAUUGUAAUCUAGCCGGGUAGAGAAUAACGAACAAUAGCACUAAAGAUAAAUAUGUCGCUUAGAUUUUUAAUAACACUCGCUGCUUGUGCGCUAUUUAUGCCGUCUGUGUCGUUUGUCCGGGCCAACGAUGACGGGCAAAACGAAAACGCUGAAAAACAGUUUGCGGUCGAACUGGACUCCGAAAAAUUUGAUGCCCUCAUUGAGACCGGCAAUGUAUUUGUGAAGUUUUUUGCGCCAUGGUGUGGUCAUUGCAAGCGUUUGGCACCUCUGUGGGAGCAGUUGGCCGAAAUUAUGAAUGUGGAUGAUCCAAAGGUUAUCAUCGCUAAGGUCGAUUGCACGAAACAUCAGGGAUUGUGUGCCCAGCAUCAAGUGACUGGCUAUCCAACAUUGCGACUAUAUAAGCUCGGCGAGAAGGAGUCUGUUAAGUUCAAGGGCACUCGCGAUAUGCCGGCGAUUACAGAUUUCAUCAAUCAGGAACUGAAUACGCCUACGGAGAUCGAAUUGGAUGCUCAAAAGGAACAGGACGCUAGCGAAACUAAUCCAAAUAUCGGCAAGGUUGUGGAACUAACCGAAGAUACCUUUGCCAAACAUGUGUCUAGUGGCAAUCACUUUGUGAAGUUCUUCGCGCCUUGGUGCAGUCAUUGCCAGCGUUUAGCGCCCACUUGGGAGGAACUGGCCAAGGAGCUGAUUAAGGAGACUGGAGUAACAAUUUCUAAAAUCGAUUGCACACAAUAUCGUCCCAUAUGCCAAGACUUUGAAGUAAAAGGUUACCCUACACUGCUGUGGAUCGAGGAUGGCAAGAAGAUUGAAAAGUAUUCGGGCUCCCGCGACCUUGACACACUAAAGAGCUAUGUUGAGAAAAUGGUCGGCGCACCCUUGGGCAACAAUGAGGUUAAUGGGGAUUCCAUUGAGGUGGCCAAGGAUGAUCGUGAGGACGCUAAAAAACUGAAUGUUCAGUCGUUGAAUGGAGACGGCGUUUUUGAUCAAACUAUUGCCUCGGGCAUUACUUUUGUCAAAUUCUACGCACCAUGGUGCGGUCAUUGCCAGAAAUUGCAGCCCACUUGGGAACAAUUGGCAACGGCGACCCAUGCCAGCGGUCAAGGCAUUGUGAUAGCUAAAGUGGAUUGCACAGCGCCCGAGAAUAAACAGAUCUGCAUUGAUCAGCAGGUAGAGGGAUAUCCAACGCUGUUUCUCUACAAGGACGGCAAACGACAGAACGAAUACGAAGGCAGCAGGUCUCUGCCGGAACUGCAAGCAUAUGUGAACAAAUUCAUCGGUCACGAUGAGCUCUAAAGUCUGCCAAGCCACCUUUUAUACAUUACACUAACCAAGAACUAAGAAAACAACAACAAAAAGAACCUGCGAGCAAACUACGAUGGAUAGCAAUGGUCGAUGGUUAUGCCGCUCAUUUAAACAAACUAAAUUUAUAUGUAUAACAAAUAGUAGCUGAAUGAAUUAUGUUUUUUGUGAUGAUUUUUGUGCUUUUGUUUAGUAAUAGAACUAAUAUUUUAUUUAAA
Molecule: messenger RNA, 1542 nt
Organism: Scaptodrosophila lebanonensis
Lineage: Eukaryota; Metazoa; Arthropoda; Insecta; Diptera; Drosophilidae
Gene: prtp
Product: thioredoxin domain-containing protein 5 homolog
Exons: 3
Coding region: 77-1318 (413 amino acids)
Biological process (GO): protein folding
Cellular component (GO): endoplasmic reticulum
Molecular function (GO): protein disulfide isomerase activity
Source: RefSeq, a predicted model, not a curated record